Messenger RNA from Octopus bimaculoides (California two-spot octopus), 3652 nucleotides. RefSeq names its product putative receptor-type tyrosine-protein phosphatase mosPTP-1. Gene Ontology annotation, biological process: protein dephosphorylation. The record is from RefSeq and is a predicted model, not a curated record. NCBI's taxonomy places the organism in Eukaryota, Metazoa, Mollusca, Cephalopoda, Octopoda, Octopodidae. Gene Ontology annotation, molecular function: protein tyrosine phosphatase activity; protein binding.
GUUUUCACUGACACACUGAUAAUGUGCCAUACAUUAUCAGGCUUGCUCAACCCCUCUCCCCACACCAUCUUCUGUACAGCCAUGGUCACAUGACUGACAUGGUGACAAUUAACAGUUGAAAUUGGUGGACAAUAAGUUGUGUGACACCAAUUUCUAAACAAACCGGAACUGAUAACUUCUUUUUUUUUUAUAAAUCCUGUUUGGUAUAGCUAUUAGGUAGUUAUACUGAGAAUUGGACAAAGACAAGUGGCCGAUGUGAUUUGAAAUGCACCAUUUUGAUAUAAGCCUCGAAUUCCUAGUAUCUGAUAAAUGGCUUUUUACCCAGAUUCUGCUAUCAAGAUUUAUUUCUUGUUCUGACUAAUGUAAGAACCAUACACACAAACUGUAUAUAUAUAGAUCUACACACAAAUACAUCCAUGCUUUUCAGUUUUGGAAACUUACUCUAAAAUACCAUAGAAACCAUGAUGAUAUUUUUCUGGCAGGAUAUGGAAAUGGGUGUAAAUCAUCCAUGUGAGAGAGAAUUGAGAAAGUGUAUGACACAUUUGAUUUUGACUGAUAUAUCAAAGUGUAAAACCUGAAGGCUGUUUGUCCUUUCUUCAAGAAUGAUACUCCUAAGUACCACCAGUUUCAUAACUUGGCUUCAGUUCAGUGAACUCUGUUAAAUUUUACCUAUGGCAUCUAUGUUUUGUUUAAAUAUAUACAUUGAAGAUUUUACUAUACAAUAUGUUGAACCGAACUGCCCUAACCAUUUUAAACAGUAAACCAAAUGGUUCAAAUACACAAGAUGAGGUUGAGGAAGAGAAGGGUAACAUGACAGCUGUCAUAGUGGCUGCAACCAUGGUCCCUGUCAUCGUCAUACUUAUUAUUGUCUUGGUGACUCUAAGUUUCCGAUCAUUGACAUGCCGGGAAUAUUAUCAAGCAGCAUAUAAUUAUUUGGCUGUUCCCAGCCACUCACAGUCAUCACAGCCGACUGUCAUCCCUAUACCAGAAACCUAUGAAGAGGCUGACUACCCUUCUAUAGCAGUACGGGAUUUUAUUGCUCAUGUGGAAAUGUUACACGCUGAUAGUGACAUUGGUUUCUCACAGCAAUUUGAUGACAUUACUCAACGAACUCGGUGUGAUCUAAAAUCAGAGUUUUCUGCAUUACAAGAGAACAAAAUGAAGAAUAGAUAUAUCAAUAUUGCUGCCUAUGAUCACACGAGAUGUCAGUUGAAGCCAAUAAUGAGUAGGCAAAAACAUUCUGAUUACAUAAAUGCCAAUUAUGUUGAUGGCUAUAACAAGGCACGUGCCUACAUUGCUACCCAGGGACCACUACCACAAACAGUCGAUGACUUUUGGCGUAUGGUCUGGGAACAAAACACUGCUGUGAUUGUUAUGAUAACAAACUUAAUGGAACGUGGAAGGAGGAAAUGUGACCAGUAUUGGCCGAAUGAAGGGACAGAGGACUAUGGUGUGAUGUCAGUGAGGUUACUGAGUACAUUUGCGCGUGCUCACUACACAGUCAGAAUAUUUUCCCUCAGGAAUACAAAGAAAAGAAAGAAACACUCCGCUGAGCGUGUGGUUUACCAAUACCACUACACUGAAUGGCCUGAUCAUGGUGUUCCUGAUUAUACGUUGCCUGUCCUUACUUUUGUGCGGAAGUCUGCUGCAGCCAACCCCCCUGGUGCUGGACCUAUCGUUGUACACUGCAGUGCUGGUGUUGGGCGUACCGGUACCUAUAUAUUAAUUGAUAGUAUGAUGCAGCAGAUAAAGGAGAAAGGCUCAGUAAAUGUAGCUGGCUUUCUCUUACAUAUUCGACAACAGAGAAACUUUCUGGUCCAAACUGAGGACCAGUACAUGUUUAUUCAUGAUGUUCUCGUGGAAUACAUUCUUGGUGGUGGUGAUACUGAAAUUCAAGAUGCUAAGAUAAUGAAAUAUUUUGAAGAUUUAGAAAAACCAAAUGCAAACGGAGAGAACCACCUUGAAAGACAAUUCCUGUUGUCAACGUGCCGUAGACCCAAAGAACAUGAGUACUCUCAGGCUGUAAAACCUGUAAAUGUACCAAAGAAUCGUAUUCAAGAGAUGCUACCUAUCGAUAUGAAAAGGGUUCUUUUGCCUGUAAAACCUGGCGUGGACGGCUCGGAUUAUAUUAAUGCUUCAUACCUGCAGGGUUAUAAUCGUACAGACGAGUUCAUUAUAACACAGCACCCAUUGGAAUCAACUGUUGAAGACUUCUGGAGAAUGGUCUGGGACCAAAACAGUGCUGCGAUUGUGUUGCUUACAAAAAUGGAUAAUGAUGACUGUAAAGAAUUUUGGCCUGAAAAAGGCGAUUCCAUCCAAGUGGAUGCUGGCAACUUUAAAUUGUUCCACCGAGAGGAGGACACCAGCUUGGAUCCUGUUACACAUGACUUUAUCAUGGAAUCAACACAGGAUGAUUAUGUGUUGAUGAGUCGAAUUAUUGCCACAACGGAAUGGCCUGAUGAGUGCCAACCACUGUAUACAGCUUUUGAGUUUAUUGAGACUUGUAGGAAGUGGUAUCAACAAUAUAACAGUGGUCCCAUCAUAGUAAUAGACAGACAUGGGGGCUGUCAAGCUGCAUUAUUCUGUGCCCUGUGGACACUCUAUGACCAACUCCAUCAUGACAAGUCUAUAGAUGUUUACCAAGUUGCUAAACUGUAUCACUUAAAGCGAACUGGUAUUAUUGGAACCAAAGACAACUAUCAUUAUUUGUACAAAGCAAUCGACAGUCUAUGUAAACACAUGGCUGAGAAGGAGAAAGAAAAGGAGUCCUAUCGAACUGCUACACUUCCUCACCACAGAGCCAUCAAAAAUGGCAUGUUACCUAACUCUAACUGCAAUGGGCCUUGGCCAGACAUGUAGACCUCAAACAUCUCACUCGUUUCCCAACCCUAACCCACUGAAUUCUCUCCACCACCCCACUACGACUCUGCUCUACUCUGCCUUCCUCCCCUCCUCUUAUUUUAUUACCCUCUUCGUUGCUGCAGAUUACCUUCUACACCAACCAAUGGGUCCAUACACAUCAGGUGUGCUAAUUGUCUCCCUUUGGUUAAUUGCUUGGUUGGAGGAGAGAGAGAGAAAGAGAGGGAAGAGAAGGCAUUCAUCACCGAAAUACAUCCUACUUCUAAUACUGGUCCUAUCACCACUACUAGUAUUACUACUACUUCUACAUAACUAUUGUUACCCCUAUCCAUCCCCAAUCUUACACACAUACACACACAUGCAUGCAUACACACACAUACUGACACAUAUGUAUACCUUAACACACACAUACACCAGUUUCAUAAACAUGCCAUCUGCAGUGGUUUCUUGGGUUUUUUUUCUUGUUCUCCCGUUGUCUGGACAUGUGUGACUGACUGUCAUAUAUAUCUGGUGAGCGUGAUGAGGCACGCCACCGAGACAGAGGUGGAGAUGACAGGGAAAAUGCAAAAAAGUAAAAAAAAAAAAAAAAAUUGAUUAAAAACAAACCAGAAAAAAAUGUAUGGACAAUAAUAAAAAGGAAAACAUAAAUUAAAAAACAUUUUCAAUAAAAAAGAAAAUGAGAAUGAAAUCAAAUCAACUGAACAAAAUGAAAGAAAAUGCAUUAAAAAGAUGGAUAUAUAUACAAAUAUAUAUACACACACACACAUAAAUUAUAUAUAUAUAUAUAUAUAUA